Molecule: messenger RNA, 225 nt
Organism: Pyricularia grisea
Lineage: Eukaryota; Fungi; Ascomycota; Sordariomycetes; Magnaporthales; Pyriculariaceae
Exons: 1
Source: RefSeq, a predicted model, not a curated record
UUUUUUUUGGGGGAGGGCAGCUGCGUUUUGCUGCCCUUUUUUUUAAAUAGGGUAAAAACCUUUCGCCAUUUUCCCCUCCUUUUUUUUGCAAUAACCGAUUUUAUACCAAAUUAUUCCCCAACGGUGGGUAAUAAUUAUAAUAAAAACGUAACGAAUAAUCGAUUUUAUUGCAAAAACGCGGUCCGUCCAAAUCUACAAAAAUGCGGUAUUGGAUACGAGGCGUAA